AUGUCUGCCUCCACUCGAAUCCCUCCUAUCGCCCGGCCAUUCGUUAGCGACCGGGCCAAAAAGACUCUUGACCUAGUCGAGGAGUUCGUCGAGAAAGACUGCAUCCCCGGCGAUGCAGUCUUCUCCGCCCAGCUCGGCUCAGGCGAGAAGCGAUGGAAGACAAAUCCCGCCGUCCUGGAAGAUCUGAAAGAAAAGGCAAAAAAGCUCGGCCUGUGGAACAUGUUCCUGCCCAAGAGGCACUUCAGCCAGGGAGCAGGCUUUAGCAACCUUGAAUACGGACUAAUGGCUGAAUUACUAGGCAAGAGCAAGAUUGCGUCAGAGGCAACUAAUAAUGCCGCGCCUGAUACUGGAAAUAUGGAGGUUCUGGCCAAGUAUGGAAACGACGCUCAGAAGCAGCAGUGGCUUACGCCGUUGCUUGAUGGGAAAAUCCGCUCUGCAUUCCUAAUGACUGAGCCGGAUGUCGCGUCAAGUGACGCGACUAAUAUUGAGUUAAGCAUUCAGCGUGAGGGGAACGAAUACAUCCUCGAUGGCUCGAAAUGGUGGUCAUCCGGGGCCGGCGAUCCUCGCUGCAAGAUCUAUAUCGUAAUGGGCAAAUCAGACCCCAAAAACCCAGACACAUACCGCCAACAAUCCGUAAUCCUAGUCCCAGCCGACACGCCCGGCAUCAAAGUGAACCGCAUGCUACACGUAUACGGGUACGACGAUGCCCCACACGGCCACGGCCACAUCACUUUUACAAACGUGCGCGUCCCGGUAGCAAAUAUGGUAUUAGGCGAAGGGCGCGGGUUCGAAAUAAUUCAAGGCCGUCUAGGACCCGGCCGCAUCCACCACGCAAUGCGCACGAUCGGCGCAGCAGAGAAAGCGCUAGAGUGGAUGAUCGCGCGCGUGAACGACGAGCGCAAGCAGACAUUCGGCAAGACUCUUUCCGCGCACGGCGUGAUCCUAGAAUGGAUAGCCAAGUCGCGGAUUGAGAUCGAUGCCGCUCGGCUAAUUGUUCUGAACGCUGCUAUUCAGAUUGAUCAGGGAGAUGCAAAGUCUGCGUUGAAGGAGAUUGCUCAGGCUAAGGUCCUUGUUCCACAGUCUGCGUUGACAGUUAUCGAUCGGGCUGUUCAGGCUUAUGGCGCUGCGGGUGUUUGUCAGGAUACCCCACUUGCAUACCUGUGGGCUGGGAUUCGGACGCUGCGCAUUGCUGAUGGGCCAGAUGAGGUUCAUUUGCAGCAGUUGGGUCGGAGGGAGAAUCGUUCACGAAGGGAUGAGGUUAUUGCUAAGUUAAAGUGGCAGCAGGAGGAGUCUGAUCGCUUGCUUAUUGCUUCUGGAUUUAAGGCUAAGAGUCAUCUGUGA
Messenger RNA from Penicillium taxi, 1341 nucleotides. RefSeq lists its product as uncharacterized. The coding region runs from base 1 to 1341 and encodes 446 amino acids. Gene Ontology annotation, molecular function: oxidoreductase activity, acting on the CH-CH group of donors; flavin adenine dinucleotide binding. The transcript is spliced from 4 exons. The record is from RefSeq and is a predicted model, not a curated record. Lineage: Eukaryota; Fungi; Ascomycota; Eurotiomycetes; Eurotiales; Aspergillaceae.